UUCGCUGGAAGCCGAGAGAAACCAGUCGGACGUCCUCUGCGCCUCGGGUUCACACAUUGCAGGUUUCAGACGCACACCGGAGGAAUGCGUGGCAAACCUCGGUGUUUACUUGGACUUUUGGAUGGGAGAAAUUUCUUUUAACGAGUGCGUUUUUUUAUUUCGAGAAUCUCCGGAGCCGCUAAAAAGCCUUUGAAAUGUCUCACCAGCAGCGACUUGUCCAACUCUCCGCGGCUUCUUUGGCUGUAGUUUUCUGCCCGGACGAGGAGAGCGUGCGCGCCGGCGGAGGCAAGCUCAACGCCAAUACCGCGAGUGGUCAGGAGAUUUUCGAGGACUUCAAAGCGCAAAACUCGCGCAGUUUCUGGAAUAAGAGACUGGUCAGGGCUAUAGCUGAAGUGCACUUUCAGGGAUGGAUGGAAAACUUGGUGCUUUUCAUUCAAGGCAACGCAAACAACUUGGAGGUGCUGAGGGAAGCGUGGAUGCGCAGGGCUCUGAGGUCACCGAAGGGAUUUAUCAUUAAAGCUGUCGGUGACCUGUCCCCAGUGCAGAUGUCGCCAGUUCCUCAGUCCCAGUUCAUUCCCCUGGCUGAGGUGUUAUGCUCUGUCAUCUCAGAAAUGAACUCUUCCCAGAUCAUUGUCAGUCAGGAGUCACUUGUCAACUACAUGAGCAAAACUCAUCCAGGGAUAACUGUCCCCACUCAGGAUAUCCUCUAUAAUGCUUUAGGCAAUCUGAUCAAAGAACGCAAGAUUUACCACACAGGCGAGGGCUACUUCAUCGUCACUCCUCAGACCUAUUUCAUCACCAACAACAUGGUCCGAGAGAAAAACUGGUGGACUUCUGCUUCGGCAGAUGACCCUCCUUCACCUCCUCCCAUUACUUACCUGCUAAGUAACGAUGUCUGUGUUGAGAGCACACAAACGCCCCCAGUCGCCCACUGCAAGUCCUGCAGCUGUUUUAGCCCUCUCCAAAUUUCCACUAACGUCACCUCCACGACUGUAACAGCCACUGUCCCUCCCUCCACUGUCCCAGAUCAGCAUUCUGUCUCAGUGUCCAUAAGUGAGUGCACAGGCAAAAGCUUAAAGUGGCCGCGACCUUUAGAUCACAAACCCACAGUGCAACAUCAGUCCACCUCCACAGCAGCAGAUUGUCAGGCAAGCGAGAUCAGCAAAACUACGGCCACUACUAAUGCCACCGGCCGCAAAGAAAAAGAUAAACCAGGGAGGAGAUUUGGUCUCAGUUUGUUCCGGAGGAAUGGAGGGAAAAAGGAGAAGCCAAAGAAGGAGUAUGCAUCGUUUUCAGGCCAGUUCCCUCCAGAAGAGUGGCCAGUAAGAGAUGAGGAUGACCUGAACAACUUACCCCGUGAUCUGGAGCAUGCAAUCAUCAAGCGCAUCAACCCUGAACUAACUGUGGACAAUUUGACACGCCACACGGUCCUCAUGAAGAAGCUGGAGGAGAGAAGGGAGAGAGGGAUGGAAAGAGUGUUGGACAGGGGUGUUGACAAAGAUGAUAAGGGAGUUGACAAGGGAAUGUCUACUGAGAUAUUAGCAUCUUCAAAACUGAGGCAUCAUCACUCAUCUAAGGCAGGGGCAGGCAAAAGAUCUGCUCAGAAGGCCUCUCGCAGCAAGAGGAGGACCCACUCCUCUAAAGAGAAGCAGAGGGAAAAGGAUAAGGAGAGGGUUAAGAAUAAAGCUUCCAUAUGUGCGGACAAUUAUCCAGAGGGGGAGGAUUUGAUCCCUACACGGCUCAGAGUGGAAAUCCCUGUUGAUGAACCAGUUCGAGUGGAAGAGGGUGGAACUGUUGAGGGAAAAUCUCUUUAUAAGAAACGCAUUGAAAACCCCUUCCAGACACAUCCACUCAAAGAAGCUGAGAAUGGAAUUCCCGCCACCAGAGAGCACAGAAGACGAGAAGUAAAAGAGCGCAAGAGUUCAGGGUCAGGGAGGAAAGAACAAAUGAGUCAUCGCUCCAAAUCUUGGGACCCACAUCGGGCCAAAAUAAUGGCAGCAGAUGGAGAGAAUGAAGUGAAAUUCUCUACAUCUGAAGAAAGGUACAACUGUGACCCUGAGAGGGACUUUACUGCUGAUCUUCUGCUCCAACCAGGCAUGAAGGCCAACAGAGAGCUGCCACUAAACUACAGUUCCGUCUACCCACAGAGCAGUACGCUCCGGAUAGAUGACAAGGUCCGACAGAGGGAGGACAGAGAGGAUAAAAAUUUUCGGGAUGUUCCAGAUUACAAAAGCAUGCCAGACCAUAGCCAAAAUAUAGUUGGAAGUCUUCCUAACAUCCAGAAGUAUUCCAGUACUAAUGCCUCUCCCUCCACCCAUUCCUAUGAGCUGGUCAUAAACAACGCAUAUGAUCCAAACCCACCCUGGCCAAAGCCCUCUUUACAGCGGAAACAUUCCCUCAGACUCUCCAGCCCACAAAAAGAUAGUAAUCAGAGCCCUAAUGAGCUUUCUGAAACUACAGAGACCCAAAACCAGCAGGAGGUAAGACCUGUCACUAUCAAUAACAGAGAGCAUGGGGCUAUGAGCCUGGGAGAAAAGCUGGAACUAACAUCUAACAGCACUCCUUUGGUAACAGACACUGAUGGCUUUAUAGAAGACGACUGCAGACUCUAUCAGAGAGCAGCUGAUCAGGAUGACGAUGAUGCCUGCAGCUCGCUGUGUCUGAAUGACGAUGAGGUUACUGAGGAUGCAAAUGAGUACCCAACAGGUGUAGCAGGUGUGAACUAUCAAGGUCACCAGUUAGUUUACCAAAACGGUGAACCUGAAUUGCAAUAUCAGGGACUCCACAGUCGCUAUUUUAAAUCCAACUUUCACCAGCCAGAAGCCACUUUAAUGCAGGAGUCCGCAGACAGCAAAGAUCUAAUUCCUCUAGCAAUCCAGAGGAAAGAUUCCCUCAGCCCGUCCCGGCCUGGAGAGACUAGUUGGAGACUCCAUCAUCAACAUCAGAAGAUCAGAUCACCCAGCACCCAAAGUGAAUCCAUCCCCAAAUGGGGUGCAGUGAUCCAGGGGGAAAGACGGCACAAAGAUAAUGUUGAUUCGGACUGUUUAGAAGUAUGUGAAGUUGGAGACAGUAGCAUCUUUGACUACUGCCAGACUAGCGAGAUCGAAUCAGACACCGAGACUGUUCGGAAGUCAGCUGACGAAGGUGAUGGUGAGUCUGCUCACUGGACAGCUGAGGUGGAGGAGGAGCAGGUGGAGGAGAAGCAUGUACCUCAGCCCCACAGAGCUGCUCUGAGCAUGCCCGGUGGAGCUAGGGGGGCAGAAGUUGGGGAAACUGUUGAAACGGGAGAGAGUCAGAGCAUCACAGGAGACAGCGGUAUAGAUUCUCCUCGGACCCGUGUCAGCCUGGCCUCCAGCAACACCGUCAUUCUUGAAGGUCUGAAGAGAAGAGGCUUUUUACAGAACCUGGAGAAACUGCAUUCGAAGAGCAGUUCCAUUCGACCACAGAGCUCGCUGCUGCAGCUGACUCCUGUCAUGAACGUAUAGCAGGCCUGAGCUUCAUGCACCUCAUUGUGAAGAGGUCUCGAACCUUGCUGUUGUAUACAACUGUUAGGAAUAUAUCCAAUAUCACAGUUUGAUGCAUAUCUUCACAUACUGAUAGCCAUUACAAAAGAGGUCUGUGUACAGAUGUACAGUAUAUAUUUUGUUUUUGUAAAUAAUUUUAAAGUAAUAUGCCAUGGUGCAUCACCAGCACUAUACAUCAUAUUAAUGUAAAGUUUUCUUUCUCUACAUGCCUCAUUGGUUAACAUGUUCAUACAGUUCUAGUGUUGACUUUUUCAUUUUCUUUUUUUAUCA
Molecule: messenger RNA, 3794 nt
Organism: Archocentrus centrarchus (flier cichlid)
Lineage: Eukaryota; Metazoa; Chordata; Actinopteri; Cichliformes; Cichlidae
Gene: stox1
Product: storkhead box 1
Exons: 4
Coding region: 195-3485 (1096 amino acids)
Biological process (GO): regulation of transcription by RNA polymerase II
Cellular component (GO): cytoplasm; nucleus
Molecular function (GO): RNA polymerase II transcription regulatory region sequence-specific DNA binding
Source: RefSeq, a predicted model, not a curated record